GCUUUGUUGUCGCGAAAAUGUCCAAUUAUAACACUUUCCAUCCCGAUUCAGAGGGAGGAGUGACUGCAGCCAUCAACGGCCAAGAAACCUCCACGCUGCUCGUAAAUUCCCAGAAUGAUAUACGCAGAAAACUUACCAGAUAUUUUAUAGAGUUCUUAGAAUGAAAUAAAGAGGAUUCAUUUGCGCUAAACAUUUAUCAAAAUUUAUCAAUCAGAGUUUUCUUUUUCCGAUCGAGAUAUUUAAGUGUUGUUCAUAGUGAGCUUUUCUGAUAAAAAUCUAUAAACUCCUCCCCUUUGGAAGCCCCGCCCCUAUCGAUUAUAUUCAAUAAAACUCAAACGAAUAUUUGAAAAUACAACACGAGAUCGAGCCAACGAAGCAGGCGGUGUUAUUCGAAACGCGCGCGUUUACAUUUCACUUUCGCUCUCGAUUGCGCCCGAGCGCGACUCCGGGAACUCUCGAGGCGGUCGAUAACGAAGAGAGUCUCACCUGUUGCAGACGUCAGUGACACCAGAAAGAUGAACACAAAUCGCCAGGAGCAGCAGAGCCAGGCUUCUUGGGUGCAGAUCGUGAUGAAUUUUGUGAUACACUCGCUCCUGCUCGUCCUCACGGCUUACGUGGUGUACGUGAGCUUCUCGCAGGGCGUUUUCCUCUUCUCCUGGCAUCCCGCCCUGAUGACUGUGGGGUACGUGAUCUUCAUGACGGAGGCGAUCCUCUCGUUUGCGGAGAACAAUCUCAUGGCGCGCAACAGGAACUUCAAGUGGCGUGUGAAACUCCACUGGAUUCUCCAGACCAUUGGCGGCGUCAGCAUCACAGUGGGCUUUGUGAUAAUCCUCACCAACAAAUUCGUCAACGACAAGCCCCACUUUCACACCACUCACGCGAUCGUGGGCCUCAUAACUGUGAUCCUCACCGUCCUGGUGGCUGCCGGUGGGAUCUGGACCAAGUACAGCUACGAUCUGCGGCAGUUCCUACGACCAGUGUACGCCAAGCUGAUCCACGCCAUCGGCGGCAGCGUUCUCUACAUCCUGGCGGUGACAACUCUGAUCCUGGGCAUGAACUCAGACUUCUUCCAGCGCUACAGCUUCUCCUGUGCCGAGUGGGUGGGCGGCUUCAUCCUCGUGCUCAGCGCAAUCUACGUCCUCAUCAAGCCCCUGACGACUUGCGUGGCCCGCUUCAAGACUGCCUUCAUGCGAGCGAGCCUCUGAAGAGGUGUUUGCAAUAUUUUGCACAGUACUGUUUAUGUUUGUUUUCCUUUGAGAGUGCAAUGUUGGCACCCAUGCGCGCUUUACAUUCAGAUCUUGGCGAUCUUGGCUGAUUUGAGAUAUUCAUGAACUUCAUGAAAUAUUGAAAAUUUUGUAUAAUUUUAUAGUUUUUGAUAAAUAUAGAAAAUGCAGGGAUAACAAUAGCAAA
This is a messenger RNA of Phlebotomus argentipes, 1410 nucleotides long. RefSeq names its product transmembrane reductase CYB561D2-like. Lineage: Eukaryota; Metazoa; Arthropoda; Insecta; Diptera; Psychodidae. The record is from RefSeq and is a predicted model, not a curated record. Gene Ontology annotation, molecular function: transmembrane monodehydroascorbate reductase activity. Bases 516 to 1205 code for a protein of 229 amino acids. The transcript is spliced from 3 exons.